This is a messenger RNA of Zea mays, 5684 nucleotides long. RefSeq lists its product as uncharacterized. The transcript has 17 exons. The record is from RefSeq and is a predicted model, not a curated record. Lineage: Eukaryota; Viridiplantae; Streptophyta; Magnoliopsida; Poales; Poaceae. The coding region runs from base 3586 to 5133 and encodes 515 amino acids.
GCCCCUCCUCGUCUGUGCUGCGUGGAGCCCUGCCACCCUCCUCCACAUCCGGCCUGCGUGAAGCUGCGACGCCCCUCUCCUCCACGACCGGGCUGCGCGCGCCGAGCCCCGCCUACCCUCUCCUCCACGCUCAUGGCUGCGCGCGCAGAUCUGAUUCCCUGGUUGUGAAGAACUGUAACAAUCAAACGAUUGUUGAGCUGAAGUAGAAGAUUUUAUUUCUGAAAGCUGUUUCAUAUCCCACAAUAAGUUGCAUGGAUAAAUCGUGGAUCGACAAUGAGGCUAGGGAGACAAAGGCCUAUAUACAAGGGGUGAACAGUUUUCUAGCUUUUGCAUUUAGAAAUUCCGCAGUUGGGUGCAAGAUAUUAUGUCCAUGUAGGAAGUGUGUUAAUUCCUUUUGGAGAGAGGCUAGUGAUGUGCGAGAACACUUGAUAUGUGAUGGAUUUCUAAAAGGAUACAGAAUAUGGACUUUACAUGGAGAAGCUAGCUCCUCUUUUACGAACCAUGGUAGUUAUGAUGUUCCUGAUUUCAUUGAGCAGCCUAGUGAAGAUGAUGAGAUAUCAGACUUGCUUAGGGACUUAGCUUGUGGUUUAGAUGACAGAGGUGAUAUGGAAGAUGACGGAUCUUUUGAGCCACCUAAUAAAGAUGAAACAACUAUUCAUAAGCUAGCAGCGGAUAAUAGUAAAGAAUUGUACCUAGGUUCCAAGUACUCAAAGCUACGUUUUCUAGUUCGGUUACUUCACAUCAAACUUCUUGGAGGUUGGACCGAUAGAAGUUUUAACUUGCUGGUAGAUUUACUUGCUGAUGCCCUACCUACAGGUUCAGAACUUCCUAAAAACUUUCAUGAAGCUAAGAAAUUGGUGAAAUCUGUUGGAAUUGGGUACAAUACUAUUCAUGCAUGUGAAAACAAUUGCCUUCUCUUUUGGAAGGAGAAUGAAAAACUGAAUUCAUGUCCAAAAUGUGGUGUCUCACGUUGGAAAUCAGAAAAGAAGAGUCUAGAUGGAAAACGUGAGUACAAGGUUCCUAGAAAAGUUCUUCGCUAUUUUCCUAUUAAGAAAAGACUCCAAAGAUUGUUUGUAUCCUCUAGAACUGCAAGUCUCACUAGGUGGCAUGCUGAACGACGAAUAAAAGAUGGUUUGCUUAGACAUCCUGCCGAUUCCAUUUUGUGGAAGGAUUUUGAUCAGAAGUAUCCAGAAUUCGCCGCUGAUAGUCGUAAUAUCCGUCUAUCAUUUGCUACUGAUGGGUUCAAUCCAUAUAGGACUAUGAAUGUUAGUUACAGUAUUUGGCCUGGCAUUUUGAUUCCAUUCAACUUUCCACCUUCAAUGUGCAUGAAGGAUUCAAAUUUCAUCUUGUCUGUGUUAAUUCCUGGUCGAUCCUCUGUUGGCAAUGAUAUGGAUGUCUAUUUUCAGCCACUUGUUUAUGAUCUACUUGAUAUGUUUGUUAAUGGCGUGAGAACCUAUGACGCUUCAAAGGGCGAAUACUUUCAAUUGCGUGCUGCAAUACUUUGGACCAUCACUGAUUACCCGGGUAUAGGCAGCGUGUCUGGGUUUGUUACAUCUAGUGAGGCAGCGUGUCCUGAUUGCCACUCUUUGAUCUGUUCCCUUAGACUUGGAAAUGGUAGCAAGACUUGUUACAUGGGACACCGCAGGUUCUUGCAUCCAGACCAUCCAUUUAGAUUUGACACUCAUUCCUUCGGUGCCCAAACUGAGUUGAGACCAGCACCUCUUCCUCUGUCAGGAGAGCAAAUUUUGGAAUGCACUGAAAAUCUAGAAACAGUUUAUGGCAAGAAAUCAUCUGGUAAGGCAACAAGGAAAAAACGGAAGGAAGGGGAACCAUUAGUCUUUCUGAAAAUAAAACCUAUUUGGUUCCUUCUUCCAUAUUGGAAGGACUUGAUAUUUCGAUAUAAUUUUGAUGCCAUGCACAUUGAAAAAAAUGUGUGUGACAACAUAAUUAAUACUUUAUUGGACAUAGCAGGAAAAUCUAAGGAUAAUUUGAAUGCUCGCUUGGAUCUUAAAGUUUUAGGUAUUAGAGAUGACCUUCACCCGGUUGAGCUAGAAGAUAAUCAAUAUUAUUUACCUCCUGCACCCUACUCAAUGAGUCCUGGUGAGAAGAAACUAUUUUGUCGAGUGUUAAAAGAGGUGAAGUUUCCUGAUGGCUAUGCAGCUGAUAUACGACAUAAUGUUAUUGUUAAGGAUAAAAAGAUAACUGGCCUUAACAGCCACGGUAGCCAUAUUCUUCUGCAAGACUUAUUACCACUUGUCGUGAGAAGAGUUCUCCCUACUGAAGUGUGUGUUGUUUUGGUUCGUUUAAGCAACUUUUUCAAGAAACUGUAUUCCCCUAUUCUUCGAGUAAGUGACAUGCAGCUGCUACAAUCUGAAAUAGCUGAAAUCUUGAGCCUUUUAGAGACUAUUUUUCCUCCAUCAUUUUUCACUAUAAAUGUACAUUUGAUGGUACAUCUGCCUGUCCAAGCAAGAAUGGCUGGUCCAGUCCACUUUCGCAGCAUGUGGCCAGUGGAGAGGUAUCUUAAGAAAUUGAAAGGCUAUGUUCGUACCAAAAGUCAUCCGGAGGGAUCAAUUAUGGAGGGUUCUAUGUUUGAUGAAGCUCUCACUUUUUGCUCUCGGUAUUUACAAGAUGAGACUCACUUUAACCAAAGGGUUGGAAAUCAUGAUAGGCUGCAACCUGAAAUCAAUGUUACAACUCCGUUCUUUCACAAUGUUGGUCGAGCAUUGGCAGGAAAAUGCAUUGUAAAUCUAGAUUACAAGACCUGGCUUCAAGCACAUAGAUAUGUCCUUUUCAACUAUCCUAAUAUAGAACCAUACUUAAACAAGCAUGCUCUUUACCUCUCCACCAUUGGGGUUCGAAAUAAACGUGAGAUCACCUGCAUGCAUCAUAAAACCUUUCAUGAGUGGUUUAGAUUGCAUGUUGAGGAAAUGUGUGAGGAAGCUCUAGAGGAGAUCAAAAUUUUAGCUAAGGGGCCCAUGAUGAUCGCACAUCAGUAUAACAGCUAUACAAUAAACGGCUUCAACUUCCAUACACAAUCAUAUGAUGAGAAUAGGUCUGUCCAAAGUAGCGGGGUAGCUCUAGUUUGUGAGACAACACGUUUUGAGAGCGGGAAUAAUGAUAGCCACGUAUUGAGGAAAAACAUCUAUUAUGGUAUCAUAAAAGAAAUUAUUGAAUUGAAUUAUCAUCACAAAGGGAAUGUUACACUAUUUAAGUGUGAUUGGGUUGACAACCGUGUGCACAACAAAUGGGUUAGAACAGAUCAAUUAGGGAUCACCACAGUUAAUUUCAAGCACUUAUUCAAUACGGGUAAAAAGAUAUCGGAUGAGCCUUUCAUUUUAGCAUCUCAGGCAUCUCAAGUUUUCUAUGUUGCUGAUCCAAUUGAUAGUGAAUGGUCUGUUGUCGUACAACCAAAAUCUUGUGAUUUGUUCAGAAGCGAUGAGGCUGAGAAUGAAAUCAUUGAUGAUGGUAAUGAUGUAGUUAUGUUAGUCCCUGAUCUAAACCCAAAUGUAUCCGCUUGUGUGGCUGCUGGAUGUGUCCCAUCUAUGAGAACAGAUAUAGAUGGUGUGAUUGUUAGUGGAAUAAAACAUGGGAAAAAAUCUAAAAAGAAAAAUGGCAAGCGCAAGAGGAAACAAUAAGGGUGGCUCAUAUAAUGAGUAUGAGCAACAAAAGCUUGAAAAUAUUGAAAGGAACAAAAGGAGGUUAGAAGAAUUCAACAUCCCUGCAAUCAUCAACUCUUUGGGGCAGCAACAAAAUCGAUCUAGGAAAACUUCAAAGAAAGUUCAGAACAGAAAUAUUGUAUCAACUGAACGUCCAAACUUGCGACCAAGACUACAAAGAAACAAUUGUCAGUUUGAUGAAGAACAUGUGCUUGCUGAUUUGGAGCCAGUAGGAGAUUUCCUUAGUAACAAUGAAGACCUACAGAUUGGUGACCAAAGCAAUGGUACAGUGAGAAAGAAAGGAAGGGGAAUAACGAAGAAAGAUGACAUAUUCUCAAGGACACCAGAUAUGCCUAAACUCAAAAUAUCUCUUAAUGAUUAUGGACAGCCAAUUGGUGAAAACGCUAGGCAACUUUCAAGUGUUAUCGGGUGUCAAGUUAGAAAGAAGAUAUCAAUUGCUUGUGUAGAUUGGAGGCUUGUUGAUGUUAAAAAGAAGUACGAGCUGUGGACUGAAAUAAAGUCAUACUUUGAUAUUGAUGACGCUGCCUUAAAUUGGGUUACACGCACUGCUGGGAGGAAAUGGAAAGAAUUUAAGGCAAAUAUCAAGGAGCUGUAUUUUGAUCCUGAGCUGACUAUAGAUGAUGUUGGGGAAUGUCCAGACAAAAGAAUUAGUGAUGAUGAUUGGAAAUUUCUCUAUAACUAUUGGAAGACUUCUGAAUUUCAGACUCUCUCGAAAGUGGGAAAAGCAAACCGGCAAAAACUGCAGCUGCACCAUACUACUGGAAGUGUGAGCUAUGCUUGCUCACAACAUAAAUUGGCUGUCAAACUAGGACGUCCCCCACGAAGAGAUGAAACUUUUAUCAAAACCCAUACAAGGAAAAAUGGUGUUCCUUCAACCUCUGCAGAGCCAAUAAUGGCGAAACUUAAAGAUCUUAUUGAAAUCUACCCAGAGUUGAAAGAGCGGACAAUUCAGGAAGGUGAUGCAUAUGCUAUUCUUUGUGGACUGAAAGAGCCAAAAGGAUAUGUCCGUCUUAUGGGUCUAGGCCCGACUCCUCAAGAUGUUGGUACUCCAGGAUUAAAGUGUUAUGCACCAACAAGACUUCAAAUGGAGGUUAUGGCUCGAAAGAAAGCUGAAAGUGACAGGGAUGCUCUAGAGCAACGUGUUUUUGAGUUGCAGGCUCAAAUGGAGCAAAGGGCACAACAAGAUAGGGCAAGUCCCAUGUCACAACACGGUUCCACAUCACGUCUACAUUUGGAUGCAAGGUUGAAUGAAACUGGUGAUGCUGGACUAGAUGAAGGGGAGGAAGAUUAUGUUUCUGAAGAUGAUGUUGAUGACAACUUACAUGACCAGGUGCAUGGUUUAACCUCAUCAAGAACAACAGCACACAAAAAAGAACCGCACCAAGGAGUAAUGAAACUUCUCGCUCUCAACAUGAUGCUCUUGUUGGAAAAGAUGUCAUAUUAUAUGCCUUGUUGAGAUCAGAUCAACCUGUGGCUAAAGGAACAAUAAUUUCAACUAAACCAAACACUAUUCUUGCGGGCCAGUCCCUUGGGAGACAAUGUUGUGAAGUUAUUGUGUCUUGUGUGUUGAAAAGAGAUGCACAUUUGCCUCGUCCCUAUGCCAAUAUGGAAACUAUGGGUGAUGCCAACAAGAUGUCAAUUGCAUGGCCAUACAAUAGACUAAAGAUUACCAACAAGGCAUCAACACCACCUGCAGUUUGAGGUAAUGCAUGGUGUAAAAAGCUAGCUACUUGAGGACAAGCUGACAUGCUUCGAGGACAAGCUGACAUGCUUCUUUUGGUUUCAAGUUCUUUUGUGGGCAACUUUGUAUCUAAUAGUCAUGCAAUGUUGCGCAGAUCGAAUAGGCAUGAUGGAAAGCUUUUGUAAUGUCUAACCCAUAUACUGUCUCUGAUGACCAAUUGGGUAUAUUUAGGAAUAUUUGUAGCUUAUGACUACAACUCAAUUGUGGAUGUUUAAGUGCUGCCGAUGAAUCUAUGAUUAUUUGAACCUUGUGACUCAUUCAAUCUA